UGACGUAUGUCCUCAUGUAAUCACGGCAUUCAGUGCUCUCGUAUCACAUAUCCAGAAAACAGCCGAGUGUGAAGCUUUCCUUUUUCUAGGCUAAUUGUUGGGUUUAUCUGUAGGUCUCUGCUUCGGUGACAAAUGAACACUUCAAAUAAUAUAACGGAAUCAGAGGAGAAUUAUUGGUCCAGAAUUGAGAAGUCUGUUCUCGCUCCCAUUCUCACAACUGAGAUGGUACUGGGAGUUUUGGGAAAUGGACUGGUUUUGAUAGUUAAAAUAGUGUGUAAAGACCAUUAUCAGUCUCUUUACUGGCUGCCACUUUUGAGUCUCACGCUCUCAGAUUUCUUCUGCUCCAUCCUCGUAAUCUGUGGCUCCCUCUUAGCCGUACUGAGUGAUGGUCAGAUUUCACCAUGGUGUGAGGUGGUGAGCCUGCUAAAGUUCACCUUCAUCACCUCUUCCAUUGGAAGUGUAGCUGUUCUCUGUGUUCAGAGAUUUAUGGGAAUUCCUUCCAAAGGUAAAAGUGCCAUGUCUAUUGUCAUGGCAGUUGCAUGUGUGGCAUCAUGGUGCAUUGGUGCUAUAUUUGGAGCAGUGCCAGUAGUCUAUGACUGGAUAAGGUAUGAUCCAGCUGAAAUGCUGUGUGCAGUGUUCUGGGAGAGCAGUUACUCUGACAUGCUGGUUUACAUCCUCUGUGCUUUCUCCAUCUCCAUCUUCAUCCCUCUCCUCCUCAUACUCUUCUGCUCCAUCCUGACCUAUUUAGGCUUUGGGAAAGAGUGUUCCAGCCAGGAUGACCUGUCCUCUAUCACGCCACUACUGGUGAUCGUAUAUCUGUUCUGCUAUGCUGCGUUUGCUGUAUCUGAGUUGGUUCUCCUCGGAAGGCUUGAUCUGUCCCCAUCUCCGAAGUGGCUGAGAUCACUAUCUUCAGUAAUGGCAUAUCUGGACUGUUGUUUAAACCCAUUCAUCUACUGCACAAAUAAAGGCUUCCGAGAAGCAGUAUUCAUACUGUUUUGGAAAAAAUGGAGAUCAACUUCCACAGAGCCGGUUCUGACUGGUAUUACAACACUUGAAAUAUGAAGAUUAGUUACAAGCAAAACAAUGAUAAGAAAGUUUUGAUUUUUCUGUGCAACACUUUGUAAUGCAUCAUAAUAUGAUUUUUAAUUGUAACAAAUGACACCCUUUUCUAUGACUAGAUGUGCUGAG
Messenger RNA from Pimephales promelas (fathead minnow), 1188 nucleotides. Its product is annotated as galanin receptor 2b. Gene Ontology annotation, biological process: G protein-coupled receptor signaling pathway. Gene Ontology annotation, molecular function: G protein-coupled receptor activity. Lineage: Eukaryota; Metazoa; Chordata; Actinopteri; Cypriniformes; Leuciscidae. Gene Ontology annotation, cellular component: membrane. The record is from RefSeq and is a predicted model, not a curated record.